ACCGCAUACCACUCCAAACCACCACCUCUCAGGACAUACCUCUCUUCCUCCUCCACCUCGACCACACAUAAAACCCAUACCCAACAAAUCAACAUGCCAAACAACGCCUUCUCCUCCUCCCAAGAUACCGGCGUCACCGGGGCCGCCAAAUUCGUCACCUCCACGCUCGGCAACACGGUCGGCGGCGUCUCCCGCACCGUUGGCGGAGUCACGGGCGCAGCGACCCGCGGGACUGGGGACACCGUUACCGGGGCCACAGGCAGCGCGGGCAAGCCCGUCGGCGAUGCACUCGGGAGCCUCGGGACUGGGGUAGAAGAUGGAGCGAAGAGGGUUGCUAGGGGUGUGGAAGACGCCGGACAGUGGCGGUGAUUUCGCUCUAGGGUUUGUGGAUAAUGAUGUCCGAAGGGCGCGUAUAUUUGUAUGGAAGCAAUUGGGACCAUUGGAUACCGGGGCUGGAGGCUUUUUGUUCAUUGAUUGUUUUUCCUGUCUCAUGUUGUUAUGACUUCUGCGUUCUAUACUCUGGGUGCGUUAUGAAUUUACGGCUUCAAUGACGGACUGUUUCUCAUCGUAUCGAUCAAUAGUAGGGGUUCGAUAACCCCAAGGUCAACAACAGUCAUAGAACGCUUUCCACUAGAGCAAGGAAACAUGAAUUAAUGAUGGACCAACCGGAAUCUAAAGCAUUUUUAAUGGGAAAAAAAGAAAUGCUCACACUCGGAUUCGAACCGAGGAUCUCAUGAUUACUAGUCAUGCGCUUUACCAACUAAGCCAUGCGAGCGAUUG
Molecule: messenger RNA, 780 nt
Organism: Aspergillus melleus
Lineage: Eukaryota; Fungi; Ascomycota; Eurotiomycetes; Eurotiales; Aspergillaceae
Exons: 1
Coding region: 94-369 (91 amino acids)
Source: RefSeq, a predicted model, not a curated record